Raphanus sativus (radish) is the source of this 1228-nucleotide messenger RNA. RefSeq lists its product as uncharacterized. The transcript has 6 exons. Bases 127 to 1074 code for a protein of 315 amino acids. The record is from RefSeq and is a predicted model, not a curated record. Lineage: Eukaryota; Viridiplantae; Streptophyta; Magnoliopsida; Brassicales; Brassicaceae.
GAGGUGAAAAAACUGAGUUGUAUAAAAAAAGUAAACGCUUUACACCAUUUUUUUACAGUGUAGCUGUAGUAAGUAGAUAGGAAACACCACCACCCGACAUCGGAACGAUUCGCCGGAGAGCUUUCCAUGGCACAACUAAUACGACCGAUACGGCAACUUUCGCCUCAGUGUCACCACCAUUUUCGCAAUCUCCGCCACCUGCUCUCCACGAAGCUGCCGCUAAACCCACCUUCUUCUCCCACCACCACCACUCUCCUUCUCCUCCUCUCCCCUUCUUUCUCCACCGCAAGACCUCCGCCUCGUCGGCGACUUCGCCGUCCCGCGCCACCCGAAGCUCUCGCUCCUCUAACUCUCGUCGCUGAAGAAGAAGGUGGCGACAGCGAUGGUGAGUCCGACGAGUCUGAGUCGUCGAGGAGCAGGAACCAGCGGAAGCGCGACGCUCGCCGCGCCGUCAGGUGGGGUAUGGAGCUAGCUUCCUUCUCAAGUGAUCAGAUUAAGAGAGUCAUGAGAGCUGCGUCGCUUGGUGAAGAGGUUUACGAUGCGUUGAUGCUUGCCAAGAGGCUAGGCGCGGAUGUUCGAGAAGGAAAGCGUAGACAUUUUAACUAUAUUGGGAAGUUGUUGCGUGAAGUUGAACCUGAUUUGAUGGACACUCUGAUUAAUGCUACCAAUCAGGGUGAUCUCACAAGGAUUCAGGCGCUGAUUGCUUCGGCUAAGGAGGGAGCAGAUGAUGCUGGAGUUAGUGAUUUUAAUGAUCUGGAAACAGAGUCGGAAGAUGAAGGAGAGAGCUCAGAAGAGUAUAUGGCUAUAGCUGCGAGAUGGUUUGAUGGCCUCAUCAGUCAAAAUGUGGAACUCACCAAAGAAGUUUAUUCUCUUCAGAGUGUUGAUUUUGAUCGACAGGAACUGCGUAAACUUGUUCGGAAAGUACAGUUGGUUCAUGAGCAGAGGAAAGACGUAACCCCAGAUAAGCAGAAAGAAGUCGAUGCAGCAUUGGUGACGGCUGAGAAGUCUCUGAAUCGGUUUCUUCAUUCCGUGGCAAAACAAAUGAAGAGCGAGGAGAGCGAUUUGUUCUUGUGAUAUAAAAAAAUAUUUGUUGAUGAUUCAAUGUAAUACCCUUUAAACCGAACUCAGACCGAGUAACCAAAAUUUUGGUUCGGUUUGCUAAAUCCGGUUAAACUGCCAAGGCUUUACUUUUAGUUUAGCUUAUCAGUUAUCAUGAUCUUCUUUUCUC